AUGUGUAUCCUCCUCACCUCACCUGUCUUCUUGUCUACAAUAAUCCUUCACUUCUCAAACCCGGACCAUUGCGGAGGACAAACACCAAUCGGAAAAAUACCACAUGUAAACAGGCAGGCAUUUAUAUGGCAGAAAAUAGUACCGUUUGCGACCACUAGAUUUUUUUUACUUAAUUGUUUGUACAUGACCAUUGGCUGCGUAUGGUUCCUAACAAGUGCUUUAAUGCUUAACGUUCCUGCUGGUGCGAAGCGCUUGCUGGUGCGCUGGCCAUGGACCAUCGUGACUAUAGUUUCUUGUGCAGUGGCUGUCGUUUCCGUAAUUAUCUAG
Molecule: messenger RNA, 327 nt
Organism: Leptosia nina
Lineage: Eukaryota; Metazoa; Arthropoda; Insecta; Lepidoptera; Pieridae
Source: the annotation of a GenBank genome assembly